UAAUAACUCCACUUCCUCCGCCGCCACCGACGCCAUGGGUGGCCCCCUCGCCGCCGGAGACGGGGCCGCCGCGGUGGCGGAGCCGCUCCCGCCGCCGCCGCCGCCCGACCCGAGGACAAUGGCUAGAUGGUACCAGCUGGAGGCGCUGGAGCGGGCGGUGCGGGGGAACACGCUGGCGUUCCUGGAGACCGGGGCCGGGAAGACGCUCAUCGCGGUGAUGCUGCUGCGGGCGUUCGCGCACCGCGUGCGGAGGCCCGCGUCGCGCCGCUACGCCGUCUUCCUCGUCCCCACCGUCGUGCUCGUGGGCCAGCAGGCGCGCGUCGUCGAGGCGCACACGGACCUCGUCGUCAAGCAGUUCUACGGCGACAUGGGGGUCGACUUCUGGGACGCCGCCACCUGGCGCUCCGCCUUGGAGGACGCCGAGGUGCUCGUCAUGACGCCGCAGAUCCUCCUCGACAACCUCCGCCACAGCUUCUUCCGCCUCCAGGACAUUGUGCUGCUCAUCUUCGACGAGUGCCACCACGCAAAGGGCAAUUCGCCGUACGCCUGCAUUUUUAAGGAAUUUUAUCACCCCCAGUUGAUUUCUAGCCCGGCUGACCCUCUGCCGAGGAUAUUUGGGAUGUCUGCUUCGCUCAUUUAUUCAAAAGAUUUGGAUCGGCACCACUAUUCAAAGCAAAUAUCUGAGAUUGAGGAUCUCAUGAAUUCCAAGGUGUACACUGUUGAUAGUGAAUCAGCUUUGUCAGAGUACAUACCAUUUGCCUCUACAAAAAUAGUGCAAUACGAUGAUUCCAACAUUUCGUCUGAGUUGCAUGACAAUAUUCUGAGUUGUUUGUAUAUAUUGACAAAAAAGCAUAUAGAAGCUCUAAAGGGAAAACUACAUGAUUCAUCUCUGGAAAACGCUAAGCAAAGGAUAUCAAGGUUAAGCCAGACAUUUAUAUAUUGUGUAGAUAACCUAGGAGUAUGGCUGGCAGCAAAGGCUGCUGAGGUACAAUCAUAUCAGGAAAACAGCGUAUCCUUCUGGGGUGAAAUAUUGGAUAAAAAUAUUGAAAGCUUCGUUAGCAACUACAGCGAAGAAGUGCAUAGAGAACUUUCAUGUUUCUUGAAGAAAGGUCAUAUUGGCGACAAUUUUCCAACUGAUGUGCAAGAUGGGAUAUUGACAUCCAAAGUUCAUUGUCUUAUCGAAUCUCUUUUGAAAUACAGGCAUAUGCAAGAAUUGAGAUGCAUUGUGUUUGUUGAGAGAGUUAUCACAAGCAUAGUAUUAGAGCCUCUCCUUUCUUCUAUUCAUCAAAUGUCUGGGUGGAUUGUUAAGCACAUGGCAGGAAAUCGUUCUGGUUUGCAAUCUCAGAGCAGGAAAAAUCAUACAGAAAUUGUUGAGUCCUUUCGACAAGGAAAGGUGCAUAUAAUUAUCGCCACACAAAUUUUGGAGGAGGGUCUCGAUGUGCCAAGUUGUAACUUGGUAAUUCGCUUUGAUCCAUCAGCAACUGUAUGCAGCUUUAUACAGUCCCGUGGUCGAGCUAGGAUGCAAAAGUCUGACUAUCUUUUACUUCUUAGAAGAGGGGACACAGAAGCUCGUACUAAGGCAGAGAAGUUUCUCGCAAGCGGGCAAAUAAUGCGGGAAGAAUCUCUGAGAUUGGGAUCAAUUUCUUGUCAACCACUUGAGAACACCUUGUGUGAGCAAACCUAUUACCGCGUCGAGUCAACUGGAGCAAUUGUGACUCUAAACUCAAGCGUUCCGUUAAUUUAUUUUUUCUGCUCGAAGCUUCCAUCGGAUGAAUAUUUUAAACCUUUCCCAAGAUUCUAUAUAGACAAGGCAUCUGGUACUUGCACUCUGUAUCUUCCUAAGAGCAGUCCUGUGCAGACAGUUAAUGUUGAAGGAGAAGUUUCUAUUCUCAAGGAGACUGUCUGCCUUAAGGCCUGCCAAGAACUACAUGCCAUUGGUGCACUCACAGAUUUUCUAUUACCGGAAUUAGGUGGUGUUCCAUGUGAUGAAGAAGCUGACAUUGUUGUUGAGAAAUACCAACACGAGCAGCCUGCUUACUUUCCAGAAGAAUUUGUGGACAAUUGGUGCUCCUUUUCUCAUCAAGGCAUAUAUUAUUGCUACAAAAUCUCAUUGGAAGGAUGUCUUGAAACAGAUUCUCCAACUGACAUAUUGUUAGCUGUCAAGUGUGAUAUGGGAUCUGAUUUCACCUCCAUCUCAUUCCAAAUGCCAGGUGGGCAAGACAAUGCAUGUGUUACCAUGAACUAUGCUGGCAUCAUUCAUCUCAAUCAAGAACAGGUGAUUAUCGCUAGAAGAUUUCAAACAACUAUUCUUUCGUUGCUUAUUAGUGAUGACCAUUUGGUGGUUAGCAAUGCUAUAAAAUACUCCCAUGAGAUGCAAGUGUCUAUUGGUGUGGUCUAUCUACUUCUGCCUUUAGUUUCUGGCAAAAUUGAUUGGUGCAGUAUGAAAGUUUCAGCUUCACCAGUAUAUGAAGCUAACGGCAAACAUAUGAGACACUGCCAUUCUUGUGAAGACGUUGAUUUACUGCAGACAAACGAUGGUCCUUUCUGCAGGUGCAUCCUUAAAAAUUCCAUUGUUGUUACCCCACAUAAUAACAGGUUUUAUGCUGUUACGGGGUUUCUUGACUUAAAUGCGAAUUCUCUUAUGCCUCGACAUGAUGGGAGUUAUGUUACCUACAAAGACCAUUUCAAGACUAGGCAUGGCCUUACUUUGACAUGUGAAAAUCAACCACUUUUGGCUGCCCGUAAACUUGUAAAAGUGCGGAACUUCCUCCACAAGUGCUACUCUAAAAAGGAAAAAGAACCUGGUGAUACAUAUGGUGUUCAGUUGCCACCUGAACUGUGCAGCAUUAUCAUGUCACCAGUGUCAGCUAAUACUCUGUACAGUUUCUCACAUGUUCCAUCCAUAAUGUUCCGCAUACAAUCUAUGCUUCUCUCUGUGAAAUUAAAGGUCCAAUUGGCCCCAACAAUGCAGCAGUUUGACAUUCCGAUUUUGAAGAUCCUAGAAGCAUUAACAACGAAGAAAUGCCAAGAAGAAUUUUCACAGGAAUCAUUAGAAACGCUUGGGGAUUCUUUCCUCAAAUAUGUUACAACUCGUCACCUUUUUAGUGAAUACAGGCUUGAACAUGAAGGCAUAUUAACCAAGAUGAAGAAAAACGUGAUAUCCAAUGCAGCUCUAUGCCAGCUGGCCUGCAACAACAAUCUUGUGGGCUACAUUCAUGCUGAAGAGUUUAACCCAAAAGAUUGGGUCAUUCCAGGGCUGGAUUGUGAUGAGAGUGGUAACAGCAAAAUUUCGUUUCUAGCACCCAAUGGUCUGUACAGCCAAAGGAAAAUAUCCAUUAAAAGUAAGAGGAUUGCAGAUUCAGUUGAGGCUUUAAUUGGAGCCUACCUCAGUACUGCUGGUGAAAAGGCAGCAUUUCUUAUGAUGAAAUCAUUAGGGAUGAAUAUAGAAUUUUACACAGAAAUUCCAGUUGAAAGGAAACUUUCAAUCAAAGCUGAAGAGUUCAUUAAUGUGAGGACCUUGGAGGUAAUGCUUGGUUAUAAGUUCAAUGAUCCUUCAUUAUUGCUCGAAGCACUGACACAUGGCUCAUAUCAGACUUCUGGUCCAACGGCAUGCUAUCAGAGGCUUGAGUUUCUUGGAGAUGCUGUCUUGGAUCAUCUUUUCACUGUAUAUUACUACAGCAAAUACCCUGAAUGUACUCCGGAAUUGUUGACAGAUCUUAGAUCUGCAUCCGUGAACAACAAUUGUUAUGCACAUGCAGCUGUUAAAUCUGGAUUGAACAAGUAUAUUCUUCACUCGUCUUCAGAACUGCAUAGGAAGAUGAGUUACUACCUCGAGAAUUUCGGGCAAUCAUUUACAGGCCCAUCUCAUGGCUGGGAAGCUGGCAUUGGUCUACCAAAGGUUCUCGGGGAUGUGAUCGAAUCAAUAGCCGGUGCCAUUUAUGUUGACAGCAGGUCUAACAAGGAUGUUGUUUGGAGAAGCAUGAAACGACUGUUAGAACCUCUCGCUACCCCAGAAACCAUUGAGCCUGACCCGGUGAAAGGGCUGCAAGAAUUUUGUGAUCGCGGAGCAUACAAAAUAACCUACGAAGAAACCCAUGUUGAUGGAGUGUCGUCGGUCAUUGCAAGGGUGAAGGCUGGAGGGACUACAUACUCCGCAACAAAAUCAGGUCCCACCAAGUUAGUGGCGAAAAAAUUGGCAUCAAAGGCUGUACUUAAAGAUCUGAAGGCUGGUCUCGAAGAUCCAAAGGGUGCUGCUGUCCAGUGAUACUUCAGUGCAGGAGUUGCUGACAGUCAAUACAGGCACAAUAGAAAAGUUUUGGUUGGAUACAUAUAUGUAAUUUGGAAACGUUCCUUUUUGAUGUAUGAAGACGUUGGGCCUUAUGAAAUCUGGUAGGUUUCAUGAUUCGAAACAUACAACUAUUGAAUCGCAAUUUUGUAAAUUACAAAUACGGGCAUAGUACACCUGUCUAUAUAGUAGUAGCAUUACCUUU
This is a messenger RNA of Oryza brachyantha (malo sina), 4490 nucleotides long. Its product is annotated as endoribonuclease Dicer homolog 2a. NCBI's taxonomy places the organism in Eukaryota, Viridiplantae, Streptophyta, Magnoliopsida, Poales, Poaceae. The transcript has 20 exons. Gene Ontology annotation, biological process: siRNA processing. The record is from RefSeq and is a predicted model, not a curated record. Gene Ontology annotation, cellular component: cytoplasm; nucleus. Gene Ontology annotation, molecular function: ATP binding; ribonuclease III activity; RNA binding. The coding region runs from base 35 to 4264 and encodes 1409 amino acids.